GGCGGCCCCGGGACUGUUACUAUAGACCGACCUGCGCUUGAGGCCUCCGAGCCCUGCAGAGGAGCAAGCUGCCUUGGUCAUAGGGGGAGCAUUACGAUCUCCCCUACAUUUUCUCUGCUAAAGAGAGCCCAGAAGCGUCUCCACGACUUCCCAGGUUUUCCAGCACCGAAUUUACUUCGGCAUCUAGGGCUGCAAAAGGCUCUACCUGAGCUCAUAAGCCCACAUUCCUCGAACCCCCUCUAACCGGGGCUUGAGUUUCUAAGCUUGCUAUGGGUUACUGAGAACUUGCCCAUAUUUCUUUCAUCCCAACCCCGUCCCUUCUACUUCCUUUCGCCCUCAUCUUCGAACUCCCCAUCUAAUUGCAUCCCCUGUCCCACUGUCAACUCCUCAGAAUUGAUUGGUUCAAUUCGCAAGCGCACCCAGCAGUGGGAGAUACAGAUCACAAGACUGGAUGUCAUUUGCAUUUUCUGCCGCCCUGGACCACGUAUCUUUGUGAACAGGUCGGGCCGAGGGACGGGUUGAACAGAGGGGAGACCCAAAGCGUAGAGUCAUGGCUGAACUUCAGGCAGCCCUUUCCGCUGGGGACUGGGAGAUAGACGUGGAGAGCCUAGAGCUCGAGGAAGAGAGUCAGGGUGCGCAGAUGCCGCCGCCGUCGCCGCUGCUGCCGGCACAUCUCCAGCAGCCGCGUGGGGCUAUCUCCCUGCCAACCGGCGGGGAAGGGGAGGACGAGGAAGAGGACGAAGACGAGGAAGAGGAGGAAGAUGAAGGAGAGGAGGAAGGAGAAGGGGAAGACGAAGGGUCAUCCCCUGGGGAGCCAGACCCAUCGCUGCAGCGGGCUCAACUGCAGGGUCGGGCGCCACGACCGCAGCCAUCCCAGCAGUUGCUGCAGGCGCAGCCAGAGGCGGCGGGACAGGCAGAGGGAGGGGGCAGCUGUGUCAGAGGCGGGGGCGAGCAGCGGAAGCUUAGCCGCACGCCCAAGUGCGCCCGCUGUCGAAACCACGGCGUGGUGUCCUGCCUGAAGGGCCACAAGCGCUUCUGUCGUUGGAGGGACUGCCAGUGUGCCAACUGCUUGUUGGUGGUAGAGAGACAGCGAGUCAUGGCGGCUCAGGUGGCGCUUCGCAGGCAGCAGGCCACUGAGGACAAGAAAGGGUUCUCUGGGAAACAGAAUAAUUUUGAACGCAAAGCAGUCUACCAAAGACAAGUCCGGGCACCCAGUUUGCUGGCCAAAAGCAUUUUGGAAGGCUAUCGCCCCAUUCCAACAGAGACUUACUUAGGAGGGACUUCCCCUCUGCCUCCUCCGGUGAGCGACAGGAUGAGAAAAAGACGAGCAUUUGCUGAUAAAGAAUUAGAGAAUAUUAUGCUAGAGAGAGAAUUUAAAGAGAGAGAGAUGAUGGAAGCCACUCAAGCUGCUGCCUUAUUUCUGCCUAACCGCAUGGUGCAUGGACCUGAAUAUAACACUUAUAAAACUGCCUAUAGCCCGACUCCAGUGGAAACUCCAAGCAAGGACUUUUGCAAUUUUUUGCCUACCUGUCUUGAUCUAACAAUGCAGUAUUCUGGAUCUGGGAACAUGGAACUGAUUUCUUCUAAUGUCAGUGUGGCCACGACCUACCGGCAGUACCCUUUGUCUUCCCGGCUCUUAGUCUGGCCCAAGUGUGGCCCCAUUAGUGAUGCUCUUCUUUACCAACAGUGUCUCCUAAACGCAACCACUUCGGUACAAACUCUGAAACCUGGGGCCAACUGGGAUUCUAAGGUAUCCCAAAUUCAAGAUGGACAAAAUGCAGAGCACAGCAUGAUGUCACCCAAAAUGGAAAACUCUUCAUUGUUGCCUCCUGCUCAUGAGAUCCAAGCCUCCAGGAAUGAAAUUCAGUGUGCCCUUCAAGAAGUGCGGGAAAGAUCAGCUUUCUCCCCUCCCAAAAGAAAUUUUUCACAGAUCUCUGAUAAGGACUCUGUGUCUCCUCAAGAGCAUGUCUUAAACAAGAUCAGCAAAGAAAGCAGCAGGCACCCUGUGCCACUCAAGUAUAAUCCAUUCCACUCAUUAUUUCAGCAAACACUUAAUGACAAAUCAGGACCUGAGUUAAAAACCCCAUUUGUCAAAGAAUCCUUUGAAGAAGCAGCUAAGAAGCACAGAGAGUAUUCAAUCAAAGAGAACCAGAAAUACAAAUUUACAAUAGACAGAUAUGCAAAAGACUUUUUUGCAGCCAAACAAGUUGGAGCAAAACUUUCCACAAAUGAACCACUGUCAUUUUCUGUUGAGUCUAUUCUAAAGAGGCCUUCAUCUGCUGUCACUCACGUCUCUCAAUGAACUACUGCUUAAAGGAGAGUUUUUAAACUUUUGGCAACUUGCAGAACUUUUGCCAGCUCCACUUUUAAUGAAAAAAAUGUACAGAGAACUGAUGAUGUAAAUGAUGAUUUUAAAAUAUUUUCAUAUGUAUGCAUGUGCCUUUCCCCAUUCAAAUAAAUAUAUUUAAGUCUAAAGACUGACCACCCACUCAGAUGCAAACUGUAAAGUGCUCUGUUCUACAUAGCAUUGGAAAAACAACAAUAAAAAUGAAAUUGUAUAUGAACA
Molecule: messenger RNA, 2566 nt
Organism: Monodelphis domestica (gray short-tailed opossum)
Lineage: Eukaryota; Metazoa; Chordata; Mammalia; Didelphimorphia; Didelphidae
Gene: DMRT2
Product: doublesex and mab-3 related transcription factor 2
Biological process (GO): regulation of transcription by RNA polymerase II; sex differentiation
Cellular component (GO): nucleus
Molecular function (GO): DNA-binding transcription factor activity, RNA polymerase II-specific; RNA polymerase II cis-regulatory region sequence-specific DNA binding
Source: RefSeq, a predicted model, not a curated record